Molecule: messenger RNA, 2258 nt
Organism: Moneuplotes crassus
Lineage: Eukaryota; Ciliophora; Spirotrichea; Euplotida; Euplotidae
Source: the annotation of a GenBank genome assembly
AUGAUAAGAAAUAAUUGAUUUUAGGUUCUUUACUUGCAACGGUCAAGCAGAUAUAAGCAGAAGGACAAUAACCUCAGGAGGCUUUUGUAGUUCAGAACUAAGCGAGGAACUAGAAUCAAUCGACUGAGGGGGUUUCCAAACCCAGCGCUUAACAGAAAACCAACCAGCCUCAUUCUUCGAGUUUUCCCCAGUCAAAAGAUCAAUUCCUAUCAAAUAAAGUUCAUUUCGAGAAUUCUGAAAUUUCCUCAACAGAAUCUGACCAAUUCAACUGUAUCAAGAAUGGGAGAGAGCUCAUGAGUUUUAAGCUCGAGAAUAAUAACGAUUCUUUUCACUCCAGCCCAAGGUAUUCGCCAUGGAAACAUGCUAGCUAUGAAAAUAAUGAAUCAGAUUCAGGCUCAGAGAAGGAAAACAUGAAUUCCUCCUCCAACAAGCUGGGAGAUAAGAAAUUCCUCGACUAUGACAGCCCCUCCUUCCAAACAAUUAAGGAAGAAUAUGAAGAAUGAAGUUCUGAAUUUAAAGUUCUAGAGGAAUCUAAAGCUAAAAUGACCAAUGAGAAAGAAUUCAAGCAUUCUGAGAUUGAGAUAAAGCCGAGUCUAACUUCACUACAUACGGGCUCACAGAUCAAGACUCCUUCUGCUAUUGCUCUGACUCAGAAGACCAAGACUAAUAGUAAUUAUUAUGAGACUUUGAAAAAGAAAUAUGAACUCUAUACAGUAGAAACUGGUGGCUCAAAAUGUCUUUUCUUCAAUCAACCAGAAUCAGAAGUCAAAGUAGACUCAGAGAAGAAGAAUGAAUUAGUCUUUGAGCAUAGUGAAGUUCAUAUUAAAUCUUCUCCUCAAAGUUCGACUUAUGUUGCUCAAGGACUCUUCCCCAGCUACCAGAGUAGUCUUCGUAAGGGUCGGAAUGAGACUACAACUCUUACAAGAAGAUUUCAUUCCAAAGGAGUUAGAUCUCCUGAGUCUAAAACUCAUCCUCUAUAUAACAGCAACAGUAACUGAGCGAGUGGACAUUUCCCAGAUGGCCAUAACAACCAAGGAGAGCCUGUUGACUUGAGCUUGGUAGAUUCAAGUAAUUCUGAUAUCAAACAAGAAGUUGAAGUAGUGGUUCAAGAAAUUCCUGACACAAAGAUCAUUAUCGAAGAUUCCUCAACUAAAAAGGGGUCUAUUGAAAAUGUUCUAGUGCCUAACACUACAAUGGAGGAUAUUCUCCCUGAGAUAAAGCAGGAAGCAAAGCCUCCAAAACCUCUAAAGCAAUCCAGAAAUGUUGCGAAGAGAGCAACCACCGACAAGCUCAUCGACUGCAUUCUUGAGAGUGAACAGAGUCCGAGGAACAGAAUCUUUCCUAAAAUUAAGACUAAGAGCUCCCAAAGCUCAGCAUUGACAGAAAUCGAUACCAACAAAAUGAAUCCUGAAAGGUUGAAAGUCUCAUGUAAUGAGAAUAUAUUUAAGAAUGGGUUGAUGCCUCCAAGUCAUGCUGCCUCCAGAGAGAACAUUAAAUCUUCUCCGAUAUUUGCUUUACAGGAGAGAAAGAUUAUCGAUAGCAACAAAGUAGUACAAAAACUUGACUUUGAAGACUCUGACUACAAGGAUUCAGAGCUUAAAGAGAACAUAAAGACGUCAUGGAAUGAACUUGCCUUUAAAGAGAAAAAUAAAGAUGAUUCUGUAAUCAGGAUGAUCUUCCAGGACUCUGACUACCCUAUCAGUGAGACUACAGAUGUUGAUUGCCAGAAGCUCUUUGAUUAUAAUAAUGAGCGAUAUGAUGCCCUUAUGAGGAGUAAGAGCAAAGAGAAAGGAAUCAUCCAGUCUUUCACACAAUCGAUGCACAACAUGAAACCUAACAAAUCUUGUGUGCCUCUGGAGUCUGGGAAGUGAGUCUAUAAGUCUAUGAAGGGGCCUAGCUUGGCUAAAAAGUAUUCAAAAGUCUCUUCCUCAGACCAAUUUAUGGAUAAAUCAACUGUGCCUUCAAAGAAUGCCUUUGUAAUAAGGAACGGCAGCCUGAGAGAAGAGUUUGAGAGUGUUCACCAGAACUUCAAGAAUGUGAUCGGUAAAAGGAAAAAGGGGCAAAAGAAAUCCAAGUCAAGGAAAAGACAGAAUAAUAGAUCCAAGAAUGCGAGGUCUCUGAUGAGUAGGAAGUCCAAUAUCAACUUCCUUUCAUCAACAGUAGUCUCUUCAGUCCUGAUUCAGGAAGCUUUAAAGAAUCAAAACAAGUACUCGAAAGCAAAGAGAGAGAGGGAGUCUGCUGAGAUCUACCUUCUUUAA